UACAACUUUCAGCACAGAUUACGCUGGAGCUCAGUAAGUUCACGAGCACGGAGUACGCGCUAUCCAUUCUCGUAAAAUAACAAACGCAUAGAACGAAACAUCAUAUUACUAUCGUAAUAGCGGAUAAUCGAAAGAUUAAACCGAAUGAGUGAAGCAUCGUCAACAGCCAUGGCCGAAUCAAGAUCUACAAUUCAAUCUUUCUACACAGACAAGACCAUCUUUAUUACUGGUGCUUCUGGUUUCAUGGGCAAGGUUCUUGUAGAAAAAUUGCUAUACAGCUGUUCUGAUCUCAACAAAAUCUAUAUUUUGAUGCGAGCCAAGAGAGGUCGCAGUUUCGACAAUCGACUUGAAGAUAUAUUCAAAUUACCUCUAUUUCAAAGAAUACGAACUGAGAAGCCUCAAGUUUUGAAGAAAGUGAUACCACUUAACGGUGACAUAUGUUCGGACAAUUUGGGCUUUACUGAUGAACAGCGUGAGCUUCUAAUAAAUGAAGUAAACUUGGUGUUCCAUUGCGCUGCGACUCUUCGAUUAGAGGCGAAAUUGAAAGAUGCCGUCGAAAUGAACAUGAUAGGUACAAAAAGACUAUUAAACUUGGCAAAAGAAAUGAAACAUCUAGAGGCUUUUGUGCAUCUAAGCACAGCCUUCUGUCACGUCGACCAGAAGGAAUUAGGCGAGCGGACAUAUAAUUCCCCUGAUGAUCCUCAUGAUAUCAUGAGACUCAUUGAAUGGCUGGAUGAAAAUUCGAUCGAUUUUAUUACGCCAAAAUUACUACAUCCGCAUCCAAAUACUUAUACAUAUUCGAAACGUCUGGCUGAAACAUUAGUAGCGAACGAAUUUCCUAAUCUGCCGUGUAGCAUUGCUAGACCAUCGAUUGUGAUACCUUCUUAUAAGGAGCCAUUUCCAGGAUGGGUCGACAAUUUGAAUGGACCUAUAGGUUUGCUUGUCGGUGGCGGCAAGGGUGUUAUUAGAUCAAUGCAUUGUAACGGCAAUUAUAACGCUGAAGUUAUACCGGUUGAUUUUGCGAUUAAUAAUUUAAUUAUAAUUGCAUACAAAACUGCUACUAGCCUGAGAAAUUCGAAAAGUAUACCCGUGUUCAAUAUAACGCAAAGCGAUUCAACGCCUAUCACAUGGGGCGAAAUAUUGGACAAGGGUAGGGAAGUUAUUUAUGAAUAUCCUUUCGAGGGACAAGUUUGGUAUCCAGAUGGCGACAUACGUAGCAAUAAAUUUAUACAUAAUAUUUUCGUUUUUUUCUUCCAAAUCAUACCUGCAUAUUUUAUUGACUUUCUGAUGCUGAUAUUUCGACAGAAGAGAUUCAUGGUCAGACUCCAAAAUCGAAUUUUAAACGGUCUCGCGGUACUGCAAUAUUUCACCACGCGGCAAUGGAUAUUUUAUAAUAAAAAGCUAAUUGCUUUGUGCGUGGACGAGUUAUCACCAUUAGAUAAAGAAAUAUUUCCACCUCUAGUUUUUAAUGUCGAUAUAACGGAAUACCUUAAGCACAUAGUCCUUGGCGCGCGACAGUACUGCAUGAAAGAAGAUCUGUCUACUUUGCCGAAAGCCCGUCGGCAUCAAAAAAUGAUGUACGUUAUCCAUAUUACAACAAUAUAUCUGUUUUACUUCGGUGUAUUAUAUUUCAUUUAUAACAAUGUUGAAAUGGUGAGAUUUUUCCUGGAUUAUGUUACUGAGAAAAUCAAAUUGCUACCGUUUAUACGCGAAUCCGUAGAAAUGAUGCAGCUUUAAGAAUCUAUUCAAACAUUGUAUUGCAUUUGUGUUUAUUGCGCUAUCUAUGUGUAUAUAAUUUGACUGGGAACGUGAUAAGAAGAUGAAAAAGGAUAGUCUCUUGA
This is a messenger RNA of Camponotus floridanus (Florida carpenter ant), 1841 nucleotides long. Its product is annotated as putative fatty acyl-CoA reductase CG5065. The coding region runs from base 145 to 1737 and encodes 530 amino acids. Lineage: Eukaryota; Metazoa; Arthropoda; Insecta; Hymenoptera; Formicidae. The transcript is spliced from 9 exons. The record is from RefSeq and is a predicted model, not a curated record. Gene Ontology annotation, molecular function: alcohol-forming very long-chain fatty acyl-CoA reductase (NADP+) activity. Gene Ontology annotation, biological process: long-chain fatty-acyl-CoA metabolic process. Gene Ontology annotation, cellular component: peroxisome.